AUGGCAGUUUUAUUUGUCGGACACAACGAUUGCCAGAAAGGCUUUAAUCUUAUCAAGGUUUAUCUCACUAUCAGGUCUCGCGCAAGUCGGAAACGGGAAUUUCUCACUGAUCAGAGCGUAUUCGACCGUGUAUACACGCGUAUGUAUCGAUGUAUAAAGUAGUAUCUGUUAUAAUUCAUCAGUGAUUGAAAGAGCGAAUAGGCGUAUAGAUUUCCUGAUAAGAAAAAUUAUAGAAAAUUAUUUGUGUAGCCCGCACAAUGGUAUGCAAUUUUCACGUCGAAGCCGUCGUAUGAGAAACAAAGCGUGUUGCAUUACAUAUCGAUAACAGGGAAGAAUAAUCCGAGUUUUGUGGACACUUUGUGAAGUAAUUUACGUGUGACCGAUAUAUAUUUCACAGAACGAGGCGUGCGCGACUUUCAUCAACGACGCGUUAUCGCAAGUGGGCAAUAAUCGGUUACCCAAUUAACGAAUUAAUUAUCCGUGAAGAAGAGGUACUCCGCGUCGCGCGGAUAGUGUGGCAAUAGGUGGCUGAGCUCAUCGCGCACUUUGUGAGUCAAUAUUUGACCCGCGGGAUCCACGACCGUGGUCAAACGUUGCUUGUAGGCGAUGAGAGAAUAUUUACGAAAAUGUGCGGAUUAUUUAAACAGGAACACACGUGCGCGCGUAAAUUCUUGCGUAUACAAUGUGUUAUUGCACGAAGAGCAAGAGGCUCAGCCGAGAGUAGUCACUUCGGAUUCUCCGACGCUGAUGGACGUGAUUCUGCAUGAGAUAUUUGAGGAGAGCAAUUCGUAAUAUCGAUCCGCUACAAUAUGGACAGUGCUGGAUAAUUCAAUCAAUUAGUACAAGCGUUAAUCGAUAUACAAAUAGGACGGGAUUAUCUUCAACCUGAUACUACUAUAGUGAAGAUACUACUAUACAAAAAUACAGUGAACUCAUGCCACACGUCAUACACGACGCUGUAUAUAGUCAUUAAAAUAUGAAUAGAGAAAGAAUCACUUUCCAUGGACGAGAAUCAAGAUAUAUGUUGGGCCAUAUGUAGCCUCGCUGACGAUCAAUAUUUUUGAAUGACAAGCUGACUGGACGUAUGCAAAGAAGUGUUUUCCUAAUCGAUAGUUCGGAUAAAGGAUCGGCGCGGAUUAAAAAGCUGCAAUUAUGAAUUCAAAGCAAGCGGAAACGUGGCUGGCGGUAUUGUACACCGGAUCCAUGGUACUUUGUGUCACGUCUGUCGUAUCGCUGGUCACCACAUGGCAGAAUUGGAAAAUAACGUUAGACGGCUGCAUCGAUGUCAAUUGCGGGUGCAUAUUGUACGGCAUCAGUACGUUUCGCACGUUCCUCGGCGGCGACGAGAAGCUGUGCCACUUCGCCGCGUACGCCCUCGCGCCUAUCAUCGUGAUCAGCUUGUGUCUCGGCGCCUAUCAUGGAUACAGGUGUUGCAUACAUAAAAAUUUGGACGAGCCUAAGCGGAUUAAUCAGGGACGAGUGUACGAUGAUGACAGAAGAAACCUAAAUGGACACGUCGUGAUCCAUACGAAAAACCGAGCAACUUUUAAAUGGUGGAUGCCCGUUGGUUUCCUUGCGGCGUUCGUCUGCUGCCUGUCUCUCGCCCACGCGGUCGUGAUAACCGACGGCUACUAUAAAACUUGCGAGCAAUACAGACGAAAUCUCAUUCAACUCUUGGGUUCGGGAGGCCGCGAAACUUUAGCGAUUCAUAACAGGCUACCGUGCGGCGCGAUUUUCGAUUUCAUGGAUUAUCUGCAGCCAGAUAGGAAUCACUGGAGACGCAACGAGAUGAACACCACGAUUGCUCUUCAGCUCGCAAUAUGCACGAGCUGGUUCAAUUUUUUCGCUUGGCUGGCCUCGUGCUCGAUAAAUUUCAUCAUGGCGAGGAAGAAGCAACGUAAUAUAGGAGAAAAAUUCUGCUGUUGUUGCUGUUGAAUGACGUCCUCGGUAAAAUUAGUUGCGCGAUAAAUUUGACAGCUAUUAUUUUUGCCAAAUAUAACAGAUAGAAGUUUUUCUCUUUCCUGAAGAGAUAUAUGACAGGGCGCAAGCGUAAUAUAAUUGAUGCUCAUGUUAAUAUAUAGUAUACGUUUUAUUUAUGUAUUUUAUACAGAGAUAGUGUCUUCAAUAACUAUUUUCCUCGUAUGCCUAAUAUCAAAAAAAUUAAAGAUUCACCCGUUCUGCCCGUGGAAAAUAAUCGCGUCCCUCUCAUAUUUUAUAUAGUCGCAUUCUCUUUAUACAUUUUUACAUGAUUUUCUAUAUUACACAUACGCAAUUGUGUACAUACAUUGGAACCAUAUAUUUUUGAUCGUCCUAAGAGUAAAAGUUCGCACUUUUAAACUUAGCAUAAACGAGAACGCGUGAUUUCCUUUGUAUUAUUACCUUGCCGAAACACGAUAAUUAUUUACGUUGUUGUCACUCAUGGAUAAAUGGUAAAGAAAAAUACUGUAACACCUGUUAGUGCAGGCAGUGAUACGAAAUUCAAAUAUAACUAAUAAAGUAUCCGUAAAACUUUCCGACAUACA
Molecule: messenger RNA, 2522 nt
Organism: Wasmannia auropunctata (little fire ant)
Lineage: Eukaryota; Metazoa; Arthropoda; Insecta; Hymenoptera; Formicidae
Exons: 6
Coding region: 1153-1935 (260 amino acids)
Source: RefSeq, a predicted model, not a curated record